Cutaneotrichosporon cavernicola is the source of this 1896-nucleotide messenger RNA. RefSeq lists its product as uncharacterized. The record is from RefSeq and is a predicted model, not a curated record. Bases 1 to 1896 code for a protein of 631 amino acids. NCBI's taxonomy places the organism in Eukaryota, Fungi, Basidiomycota, Tremellomycetes, Trichosporonales, Trichosporonaceae. Gene Ontology annotation, molecular function: cytochrome-b5 reductase activity, acting on NAD(P)H. The transcript is spliced from 6 exons.
AUGUCCCGGUCCUUCACCCCUUCCUUCUGCCGCGCCCUCCCCACCCCACCAGCUCACACGACCCGCUUCCUAAUCCCCGGCACCCCGCGCGCCCGCCGCCGCCUACUGGCUGUCCUAGCCCUCAUCCCUUUCCUGGCAUACUAUCUCAAUCCCAAGCAACCCCUUAAUCCACAAGUAUACUCGGACCAUCCCGUGACGGCCGUGGACAAGGUUGGGCCGGCGCAUGUCGAGCUGGUUGUGGGUGUGUCUGAGGGUGAGAGGGGCAUGUUUGGGCCCGAGGCGGUAAGCGCAUCUCCAUAUGGCGUCCCUCCUCGUCCUCCCAACCUUAGUCCCUCCUUCUCCUCGGCCUCGUCCUCCCAACCCACCCCGCCCUCCACCCCCGUCGUCGUCCAACACAUCAUGGUCAAGAACCCAGACCUCAUGAUCGAACGCGCAUAUACCCCCGUCAACGACGUCUCGGCUGACGGAAUCAUGCGCAUGAUCGUCAAGCGCGUCCGUGGCGGCGAGGUUGGGCGAUUGGUACAUACCCGUAACCCCGGGGAUAUGGUUGGGCUUCGAGGACCCGUCGCGACGUUUGCUAUCACCCCGUCUGAUUAUGAUCGUAUCGUCAUGAUUUCCACCGGAACAGCCGUGGCACCCUUCCUCCAGCUCCUGGCCAAGGAUACGCCAGGAUCAGGAUCCACACAGUACACCCUCCUCCAGCAGUCGCCUAGUGGCGGACGAGAAGACUGGAGUGCCGAUUACAUUGCUCCAAUGGCCGCCAAGUGGGGGGAGGGGUUGGAAGUGCGCCGUAUCCCGCCUGGGAUUGUUAAGCGCGAGGAUGUUACUGCUGCUUUGAAAGGGGCGGAGCGGCCACUCGUGCUUGUCUGUUUGCCUACUGGACUCAUGCGCCCGCUCUGCGGAGCCCUUGCCCCUACGCUGCACCAGGGGCCCUUGGUGGGCUUGUUGCGUGACAUGGGCCUCAGACCGGACCAAGUGUGGAAGCUGGACUCCAGCGUCAGUGCGGCUUCAACUACAACCUCCAUCUGCAGACCCCCCCAAGCCACGGCAUGGACCGACUGCGGCCCCGUGAAGAACAUCUCGUACCUCUCCCCCGCCUUCGUCUACUCCCCCAAGGAGGGAUGGCACAAGAACGGCUCAUGGGCCUCUGGCAGUGGCAGCGUUAGCGUCCAGCUCUCCUCGUCUGGCGUGACGUGGGCUGUUGAUGGCCCGGCUACGAUUCUUGUCAAUGGUACCGAAACGACGGCCCAGGUCGGUAAUAGAAACCGGACCGUCUCGGGACUCCCGUAUGGAUGGCACAACUUUACCCUCGUUGGGGAGGGUUUGAGUGUCGGUGACGUUAUGCCUAUUGAGGACGGGUCGACCUUCCUCCCCGCUACUCCCGGCGCUUCCCAACUGCUCAACACAUCAUCGACCGACCUCUUCUCCUCGUCCGGCUUCAACUCGUACGGCGGUCUUACAACAAACUCCUCCGCAAAAAUAACCCUGACCCCGCCGCUGGGCAGCGCAACGAUAGAGCUCUUGUCCAACUACAUCUACAUCCAGGGCACGCGCGUCCCCGACUCGCCCCAGCCAUGGGGCGCCUUCAGCGUAAUCUUUGACCCCGCUCCACCCUACGGUCCAGCGACCCAGUCCUUCGCUGGUUCCUUAUACCCAUCAACUGAGCAGCCAGGGAACCUCAUUGCUGACGGUACGAUCCACGCACUCAUCUUGCGAGCAGAACUCGACCCCGCCGUCAAGUAUACCGUGACAGUGGACAUUGAGAGUGGCCAAUGGAAGCAGCACGGCCCCGCCGUCCCCAAGUCCCACCCCGGCCCCGAAGAGUGGGGCGAUGCGUACGUCUGUCGGUGCUUCGGCGCUUGGUGUACUCGCAUUGUUCAUGUUCUUGUUGCAUAG